Molecule: messenger RNA, 2643 nt
Organism: Penicillium salamii
Lineage: Eukaryota; Fungi; Ascomycota; Eurotiomycetes; Eurotiales; Aspergillaceae
Source: the annotation of a GenBank genome assembly
AUGCCGAAGGUCCAAAGUUAUGCGCCUGCCUGGCUAUGCCGGCCCUCGCCAGGCGCAAAGUUCUUGUCCAGUUCAACCCAAACACCAGAACAGGACCUGCAAGGCGGAUCCAAGUCUACUUCAGCCAACGGACCUACACGAACAAUCGCUAAGAGGGGAAAUGAGGUGUUCGCUGUGAUUGACAACCAGAUCCGGUGGUCAAACCUUGCCCGGCUCAAAGAUCAAUGGGAACAGCAGGCCAAGCAGAAGAAGGGAUCUGCUAGCCAGCCUGAAGUCAACAGUGACCGCUCUGAGGCCCCCGGAUAUAGGGUUCUCGCUGUGCCUGUUUAUGGAGUUAUCAAACAGAUCAUUCCCUCCCCCAAUGGUGCCUUUCUCGCGAUCAUCACCCCAGAGACGGUCAAUAUUGCCGUCCUACCUGACUCCUCCCACCUUUCCUCCUCCACCUUCGACUCCAUUCGCUUAAAGACUUACCAGUUGGGACCUACCACCCAUGUUCUUCCCGAAGCACCCGUGAUCUCUGCGCUAUGGCACCCACUGGGCCUCCACAGCAACUUGGGAGGAUGUCUUGUCACUGUGACGGCAGAUGCAGCGGUGCGUGUGUGGGAGUUGGACCGCAACAACCACUGGUCAUUCGACCAGCCGACACUGGCGAUCGACUUGAAGAAACUAGUUGACGGAACUUCUUGCGAUCAAGAUUUCGCGCCUUCUGGAUUCGGAAAGAAUAAGGGUUUCUCGGCCGAUUUCAUCGAUAUGGAGGUUGCAUCAGCCUGUUUUGCUGGCAGCGGAAGCGAGAAAGAGGAUGCAUGGGCACCCAUGACUCUGUGGGUAGCUAUGAAACCCGGUGACUUAUAUGCGCUGUGUCCUCUGUUGCCUUCCAAGUGGCAGGCUCCUCCCACCACCAUCCCCUCUCUUUCUGCGACGAUCGUCCCGAAGCUUGGGAUUCUAGAGCAGGAUCCUGAGGACUCAGACGAGGGACUGAUUGCCUGUCGACAGCAGUACGAUUGGUUGGCUGAAAUCGACGAGCAAGAAUCCUUCGCGUUACCUUCCAGCGCUGGAACUAUCCAAGGCGCAGAGGUUUUCACUCGUCCAGCCAACCCCAGUGCCAUCCCCAGGUUACAGGGACCAUUCCGUUUCGAAACUGGGGACGAGAUUGAUGAUUUGGAUCUCUGCGAUAUUCUAGUCAUUGCUGCCGGACUUAACGUCGAAGAUCUUAUGAUGGGCGAAGAAGAGGAGCUAGCAGUCGAGGCUACAGACCAAGAAAAGCUCUCGGCUACAGUUUUGUCCCUCACCAGCACCAAUGGCCGCGUCCACGUUUGCCUUGAGCUUGACGGCGUUGAGGGACAGUGGCUCCCGAAGGCCAAAAAGAACACCUUCCGAACACCUCUCUCAGAGCCUGCUGACCUGGUCUUGGUAGAAUCUCUAGAUACUGCCAAAAACCCUGCAGACUCAACUACCUGGCCCAUCUUCACCAAGGAUGUCCAUUCCCGAUACUCUUUCUUCGUCACGACCGCGAAUAACGUUGUAUACUUAUCUCUGUCCGGCUGGGUUCAGAGACUGGAAGCUGAACUGCAGGCUGAAGACACCGCGGGCUCCGCUUUCCGUCUUGAAGUCCUCUGUGAUGGAAACGUCACCAAGAGGGAGCGAAUCCUGCAGAUUUCCGACACUGAUAUCACCUCUCAAAAUGAGCACCUCGCUGGGUCUUUGAUUUUCAAUGACUUUGACCUCGGCUACAUGCUCCUCACAUACCACCCAUCCGGCCCUCAUGCAGCCAUAAUGAACUCGCCGGAAGACUCUCUUACUGUGGCGCUGGACAAGUCAAUCUAUGAGCAACGGGCACCAGCACCCAGUAUGCCGACUCCACCCCCAAGCCGAGUCCCAUACCAAGUCCCCGCUGUAUUCUACGCAGCCUCUCCGCUAGAUUCAUUCAUCGAGAAACACGUUCCGCACCGCCAGCGCCAUACGCUGAAGGAACAAGUUCGUUUGUCACCCGCAACCUUGGACCUCGUAGCCACUGCUCACCGUGUUCUGUCUGCGCACACCAAUGCUCUUGAGCGUGCUGCCUCAGACCUCUUCCGCCGAUGCGAACGGUUGCAGGGCGAGAUGAAGGACCAGCUGAAGCAACUUUCAGACGUCGCAGAGCGUGUCAAGGGAGUCACCAGCGAAAUUGGCGAGGAUGGACGUCGCAAAGAAGGAGUUCGGUCCGGUGAUGCCUUGGACAAGAGACUUCAAGCUGCCCAGGACAAGCAAAGCGAGCUCAACCGCCGAUAUGAGGCUCUGCGCUCGAAGGUGUUGAAUUCCGGUGGGCGCCCAUUGAGCGAGAAAGAGAAGUCCUGGGUCAGAGAAGUCAAGGCCUUGUCCGAUUCUUUGCGGCCUGACAACGAUCAAGAAGAAGACUCUCAACUCGUCCCACGAAUUGAAACUGUCAAACGCCUUGCAUUGGAUCUGAUGGCCCAAACCAAGUCCAUUUCGAGCAAAAUGCCCUCUCCCGACCCUAGCAGCCCGGCUUCUCCCAGUGGUCAGCCCAAGGUCCCGCAACGGUUGCAGCGGGCCAGGGUUGCUGACGCCAUGAGGAUGGUUGAGCGAGAGUCUGCUGUUAUUGACGCUAUUACUUCGCGCCUGGAACGUCUUAACACCAGCCUGUGA